GGCUUGGCAGCUGUCAGUCAGUUGACUGUCAAAGAUUUAUUCUUUUUUUAUAAUGUGACGAAUUGAAACUAAAUAGUUAGUUCGAUAGUUCCUGAAACGUUUUUUUUCAAAAAUAAACAGUAAAGGGAAAAUAGACAGACUGUACACGUGACUUCAUCCAUAGGUCCCAAAUUGAUCCUGAAUAAUUUGCUGAAUUCCUGAAAGAAUCGAAAUAAAAAGUAACCUAUGUUAUACUUAUUCCUUAUAAUAUGAGAAAGAUGGAGUUAAAACAAAGUGUAUUAUUUUAGUGGAAAUUAUAACCAACAAAUGAACAACAAAACCAAUUGCGCAAACGAAUCAUACUACGGUCUGACAAAAUUAAUAUCAAACACAAACUAAGAUGUCAAGACUUGGUGCCUUACAUUUGACCCAAUGUACUGGGCAGAAACACACAGGAACAGUUAUCUUUUUCCAUGGUUCAGGAUCCUGUGGUGCUGAUAUGAAAGAAUGGGUGAGACUCAUGGUGGCAAAUUUUUCAUUUCCACAUAUUAAAGUAUUGUAUCCAACUGCACCACUGCAGGCGUACACUCCUGCAGGUGGACAAAUGAGUAAUGUUUGGUUUGAUCGGGCUGAUAUAAAUAUUAAUGUGCCAGAAAAGUUGCAAUCAAUAGCACAAAUAGAAACAGAAGUAAAAAAUCUCAUAAAAAAAGAAAAUGAUGCUGGAAUUCCUAGUAACAGGAUAAUAAUUGGUGGUUUUUCAAUGGGUGGUGCACUUGCUUUGCAUUCUGCUUAUAGAUGGGAUCGUAACAUAGCUGCAGCAUUUGCCUUCAGCUCAUUUUUAAAUGAUAAUUCAUGUGUGUAUGAUGAAGUCAAACAAGCAAAAGGAAUAAAAUUGCCACCUUUACUUCAAAUACACGGUGAUAUUGAUGACUUGGUAGAUUUAUCAUGGGCGAAGGAUACGUUUAAUUUACUUAAGGAACAUGGUGUGCAAGGAGAGUUCCAUAUAAUGGAGAGAUUGGGACACUCGUUAAACAGACGAGGAGUCAGGCUCAUCAAGGAUUGGAUUGAGAAACAUUUACCAGAGAUAUGAAAAGUUUUACUGAGGCUACAAAUCACAUCAACCAACAUAUACACUCAGAGAGGUGGUUAAGAUACCAAACUACAAUCAUUACGUUUAUAUGAAAUAUGUCAUAUAUCAUACAUACCUUUGUAAUCUAUAUUAUGUUAUGUAAAGUUAUAUCUCAGUUCCUAGUAAAGGUAAAUCAGUUGUUGUUGUUGUAUGUAGAUAUUUUUAUAUUUAGCCAUUACAUUAUAGACACUUA
Molecule: messenger RNA, 1301 nt
Organism: Spodoptera litura
Lineage: Eukaryota; Metazoa; Arthropoda; Insecta; Lepidoptera; Noctuidae
Product: lysophospholipase-like protein 1
Biological process (GO): protein depalmitoylation
Cellular component (GO): cytoplasm
Molecular function (GO): carboxylic ester hydrolase activity; palmitoyl-(protein) hydrolase activity
Source: RefSeq, a predicted model, not a curated record